GUUCUGUUUUUGCAAAGCCUUUUUUGCAAUCUUUUUUUGCGUUUUGUCUUGUUCUGCGUACAGGAGUCUGUAUAUGAAUCGAUGGCCAGUCAAAAUUUCAUCUAUUCCUUGCAUUAACACCAUCUAAUUUGCCGUUUCUAAUCAAACGGUUUCUCGUAAGAAGGCCCGCCUCCUUCAAUGCUGCGUUAUUGUGAACUACCUGUAGUUCUGCUGAUCUCUGUAUUUGCUUGCAGUCUUGUAAGUUCUAGAAUAAGCUUAGCUAUACAGGAACAGCAUUCAAGGUUAUAUCUUCUAACUAGCCAUAGAAAGAUCUUGCUAACGCUUCCUCGUAUCGAGCUUACAGGGACAGUUGGGUCCAGUGUACGGACACAAUCGAGUGUAAUCGGUUGUGCUGCAGGAAUUGUACUAGUUUGGUGAAAAUCUGGCUAAAAAUGAGCAAAAUUACAAUAUUUCACAGCCAUUA
This is a messenger RNA of Hyphopichia burtonii NRRL Y-1933, 463 nucleotides long. RefSeq lists its product as uncharacterized. NCBI's taxonomy places the organism in Eukaryota, Fungi, Ascomycota, Pichiomycetes, Serinales, Debaryomycetaceae. The transcript has a single exon. The record is from RefSeq and is a predicted model, not a curated record. Bases 178 to 417 code for a protein of 79 amino acids.